Molecule: messenger RNA, 4065 nt
Organism: Silurus meridionalis
Lineage: Eukaryota; Metazoa; Chordata; Actinopteri; Siluriformes; Siluridae
Product: ral guanine nucleotide dissociation stimulator-like 1
Exons: 17
Coding region: 303-2513 (736 amino acids)
Biological process (GO): positive regulation of GTPase activity; Ras protein signal transduction
Cellular component (GO): plasma membrane
Molecular function (GO): guanyl-nucleotide exchange factor activity
Source: RefSeq, a predicted model, not a curated record
UGAGGAGCGCAGUGGGACUUGGUGUUGGCAGGAGGCGCGCGCGCAGGGACAAGACAGCAAGAGACUCGAUCCUUAUAUCCGACUUUCGGUUUUUAGGCGUUUUUUUUCUCGAGCAACUUUUAGAUUUGUAACAGGACUAUCUUCUUAAAAAUAGUUUUAGUUCUGGAUUAAUAAUGCCAUGAUUGAGCUUUAUAUUGUAUGGAGAAUGCAGAGGUAAUGGUUUCAUGCCAGUUUUGUUAAACGGGAUAUGAACAUGGACGCAGUUGCACCGUAGGUUUUUGGGUCGGACGUUUCUGAAAGAGAUGGGAAAAUGGGAGUUAACCAUGGACCCAGUUCAGGAGUGGGGUGAGGAGUUUGAGGAUGGCGCCGUGUUCGGCAUCACACUGCGCAGAGAGCCAGUACAGCAGUCAGACGAGGCCGAUGAGGCAGCCGUGGCCUCUUCCUGCUCUGCGUACGUUCAAUACCGUACAUCUAAAUUCCGGAGACUGAAAGCAGCCACCCUGAAUCGUGUGGUGGAUCACCUGCUUGACCCCUGCUGCCAAGAGCAGGACUAUGGGAGAAUACUUCUUUCUACAUACCGGACCUUCAUCAGCACCACCAAACUCAUUGAGAUGCUUUUCCAGCGAGAUAGUCUUGACUCACAGCUAGACAACAGCAAGUGCCAUAAGAGUGCUCUAUGGACUCUACUCCAGACCUGGCUGGAUGAGUUUGCUGAGGAUUUCAGGGAUCCUCCAAUGCACUCUUCAUUGCGCUUAAUGUGCCUGCAGCUGAGGCGACACACCUCUCUUUCGGCCCUGGCUAAAUGCUACGAGGCGCUCCUCAAGAGAUUUCAAGCAGAAGAUGCUGUAAAUAAAGAUCAAGCCUGUGGGGAGCAGGAGCUUGAGUCAAGUCAGGGAGAGAAGGACUUGGAUGACGAAACCAAUCAGGGCGACUUCAUGGAUUUCUCUGCCACAGAACUUGCCGAACAGCUCACCAGACAGGAUGCUGAGCUGUUUGUGAAGGUAGUACCCUUCCAGUGUCUGGGCUGUGUGUGGUCUCAGAGAGAUAAGAAGGAAAACCUCUCGCCCACCAUUAGUGCCACCAUCUCUCAGUUCAACGCUAUUACUAACCGUGUCAUCACGUCACUGCUUUGCCCCGUCACAUCUCCUUCAUCCACUCCAUCAUCCAGUCUGAACCAGAGAGCAAGAAUCAUCGAGAGGUGGAUACGUGUUGCUCAGGAGUGCAGGCAGUUAAAGAACUUCUCCUCCCUUAAGGCCAUUUUGUCUGCGCUCCAGUCCAACCCGAUUUACAGGCUGAGGAAGACCUGGGCUGCAGUGAGCAGAGAAAGUUUGAGCACCUUUGAGAACCUGUGUGAAACGUUCCCAGAUGAGAACUGUGUGUUGACCAGCAGAGAAAUCCUUGUAGAGGAUGGGAGCCAGGCAACCAUGGACAAUAUUUUAUCCAAGACAUCCAAGCAGUGUCCUCUGGCCAAACAGAUGAACUUCAACAGUGGAGUCGUGCCUUACCUGGGAACCUAUCUCACUAUACUCACCAUGCUGGAUACAGCACUGCCUGAUACUGUGGAGCGUGACUUCAUAAAUUUUGAGAAACGCCGGAGGGAGUAUGAAAUUCUGUGGCAAAUCCGACAGCUCCAAGCAUUCUGCUCUCAAUACACGUUACCCCACCAUCCUCAGAUUGCAGACUGGUUACAGUGUCACAAGCUGCUCACGGAUCAGGAGAGUUAUGAAUUGUCCAGACAGCUGGAGCCACCUCUGGACAGCUGCUCACCAUCCAGCAGUACAGCCUCAAAUCACAUUUCACUUACCAAAAGGCUCACUUCGCUCUUGAAUGUGUCCGAGAGCUCCAAAAAGAAUGCUGACGAGAUUAGUGUCUCUUCCUCGGGAUCCAGCAGCUCUGAAAUGGAGGAUCUUUCCACAAAUCAGUCAUGUCCUCUUGUAGCACAGUCACUCUCAAGCUUCAGCCAAAACAUGGCUGAAAGCAUUUCUUCCUCUUCUCCGAUGAGCUCCACCAGCUCAUCCACCAGCUCAUCCACCAGCUCCACCACCAUCCCCUCCACCAUCUCCUCCACCAGCACCCAUGCUAACUUUAUCCUCUCUCUACCAUCCACUUCAAUAGCUCCCUCUAAGCCUGGCCAUAAGCGAUCAGUCUCCAUGACCUCACUGCCCCUGUACAACAGGCAGGUGGCUGACUCGUGCAUAAUUAGGAUCAGUGUGGAGAAUGAAAACAAUGGCAACAUGUACAAAAGCAUCCUGCUGACAAGUCAGGAAAAAACAGCCCAGGUGAUCGAAAGGGCCUUGCAGAAACACAACCUGGAGAAUGACAGUGUGCAGGAGUUUAAUCUUGUCCAGAUGUUGGCUCAAGGCAAAGAGCUUAUCAUUCCAGACAAAGCCAAUGUCUUCUAUGCCAUGUCUACGUCAGCCAACUAUGACUUUGUUUUACGCCGUUGUCCAAAAGGCCAGCGGAAACAGCUCGCUCGCUCAGCAUCAAUGUCAACAGCCCGGGCUAUGAAAUAACUUUUAGGAGAAACCAUGUAAAUGUAAUUUGCUUAGAAAUCUGCACAAUACUAAAGUUUUUUUACAGGAAAUGUACAUAGAACAUAUGUAUAUAGUCAAACCUAUUUAUGCUUAUUUAAUGGUGGCUAUUUGCCACUUUGAUAUUUUUUUCAUACUUUCGAUAAGUUGAAGCUCACUUUGAACUUAAAUGUGCACAGAGUUUUGAAGCAGGUGCUAAAACCUGCCAAAAAUGUAAAUGCUUCAUAUUUAGAGAACUAUCACUGUUGUAUAAUGUGUGCUGGAUUGUAGCAGUAACCCCGCAAGCUAGAUUUGUUUUUGAGGGCAAAAACAGCAGAUACAGAAACUGUGUAAAAUACUGGGAAGACUGUGUCAAAAUGCAGCUCACACACAAACACACGCACUCAUCAAAUAGUUUUGUUGUUGAAACGAGCAUUUCUAUCACCUCAUCGUUGCAGUCUUAGCCUACCAGAUUGCAUAAUCAAGUGCAUUAUAGUAUUUAGUCUUCAAGGUCUGUACCAUUUUCUCCUAACACAUACUGAAGUUACACAGUUACCUUCAAGAUUUUUUCAAGUGUGGACCUGCAAUUCAUUUCUAUACAUCAGACUUCAUUUUGUUGGUUAUUUGAUCAUUGGCAUCCUUUUUUUUUAAUACGAAAAAAUUUACAGGUGACUUUCAACAAGCUAGCAAUUGUUCUGUACUGCAAAUAUAGUUGAGUGUGUAUCACAUGUAGGCAUCACAUUAACAUUUAAUGUCAAAAGCCAUAUUUAUAUAAGUACGUUUCUUGUUUUUUAACCACAUAUCUAAUGUAUCAUUGAUCUUUCCAAUGUCUUUGUAGAACAGCUAACCUUUUUUGCUAUUAUACAGACAGCUAUUUGCAGCUUGAGAACUCAUGAUAUAAGUCAAAAAUCUUGCCUGCCUUUAAAGUGGACAUAGGUAUCAAAGACACUCAUUAAGAUAAGUGUUCCCUUCCCAUGCAGCAGCACCAUGGUGAUAUUGAUUGGGCGUAUACUUUUGUGUGUGCGUAUGUGUGUGUGUGAGAGAGAUAAAGGUACUGUACAGACAAGCACAGUGGCAUUCCACCAUCACAAUUAUCGAGUGAUAGAAAGCUAAUCAGCAGUUGCUGCAAUGUUUAACAACUUCACUUAAAUGUCUCACACUGUUGUCCACUUGUUCCUGACUGAGACUUUCGAGAAAAAUCUGUUGCCACUGAUGUCUAUUUAUUUUUCCGUGCUUUAAAAUAACAGUUUGAACUUAUCUGUUUUUAUAGGAGAAACAUAUUUUCUUGUUCCUCAACACAGAUGUAUUCUUUGACUCUGCUGUUUAAAGUAGAUUUGUUCUUCUUACAAAAGAGUAAUAUUGUGUAGUAUCCGAAUAAUUCUGACUUUAGUAACAGAUUUGGAAAAGAAACUAUCACACUAAUAAUUACUGUAUUGUAGUGCACUGUAUUUGGGACUUGCUCUGCAAUCCAUAGCAUUUCAUUUUCUUACUGUACAUACUGCUUAUGCAUGUACAAGAAGCAUUUCUUUAAAGAAUAAAAUGAACUUAAACUGUU